Salvia miltiorrhiza (redroot sage) is the source of this 1305-nucleotide messenger RNA. RefSeq lists its product as uncharacterized. NCBI's taxonomy places the organism in Eukaryota, Viridiplantae, Streptophyta, Magnoliopsida, Lamiales, Lamiaceae. The transcript is spliced from 3 exons. The record is from RefSeq and is a predicted model, not a curated record. The coding region runs from base 1 to 1305 and encodes 434 amino acids.
AUGGAUCGUAGGCCUGAUGACAACCGGGAUAAUCGCAGAGAAGGGGCAGAGAGGCAAGCACCUCCUCCACCGUACAGAAGGGAAGUUCAUAUGAUUUGCGGAGAGAACGGGAUGCCCACGUCAAAUCGGGCUAAAAAACAAGUCGUCAGAGCAGUGAAGUCAGGAUAUUACCACAAGCAGGUUAUGGAGGUUACAACCGCGGCAGAAGAGCUGAUGAUCACCUUUGGGGCAGAGGAUCUACGUACAUUAAUGUAUCCGCACGAUGAUGCACUGGUUAUUAUGGAAGAUAUUGCCGGCUAUAUCGUUCACCGUGUCUUCGUAGACUCGGGCAGCGCGGUGAACAUCUUAUAUUGGGAGUGCCUUCAAAACAUGGGAAUCGACGUUCACAUUGAGCCAACGAAUGCCCCUUUGUUUGGGUUCGGAGGAGAAAUGGUCAUGCCUCUGGGUUAUGUGGAGUUACCGUUAAAUCUCGGCACUACGGCUGCUAAUAGCAAAACUAGGAUGGUGCGGUUCUUGGUGGUUGACAUGCCAAAGCCCUCCUACAAUGUGAUACUUGGCCGGCCUGCAUUGAUGGCGUUCAGGGCACGGGAAAGAGUGACAGAGGGACUGGAUACACGGAAGAAGGGGAAGGUGGGCGAGGUGAAUGCUUCGGCAGAGGAGCGUCAGGAAUUGGCAGACGUAUUGAAAGACAGGGACAGUACAGAAAAAAUCGCGCUGGUGUCUACUAGUGAUGUUUGCAACAUGAUCGAACUGUUUCCAGGAAAAGAGGGUUUUCAGACCAAAAUUGGGUCUAACAUGAGUGAUCAAGUCAGAGACGAGCUCAUUGUUUGCUUGCGCAGAAAUGCAGAUGUGUUCGCAUUCAGCACCGCCGAUUUGAAGGGAAUCGACAGAGGGUUGGCAGAGCACUGCCUUAAUGUGGAUCCUAAAAUCAAGCCAGUAAAGCAACGAACAAGGAAUUUUGGGGCCGAGAAGGACGCUGCAAUAAGGGAGCAUGUCUAUGGGUUGCUGGAAGCAGGGCACAUCGUGGAGGUGCAAUAUCCAGAAUGGAUUUCAAACGCGGUGAUGGUACCAAAGAAGACAAAUAGUUGGAGGAUGUGCGUAGAUUUCAGAGAUCUGAACGCCGCUUGCCCGAAAGAUCACUAUCCUCUGCCGAGGAUUGACCAGCUGGUAGAUUCCACUUCGGGGUGUGCUUUACUAUCCAUGAUGGAUGCAUACCAGGGAUAUCAUCAGGUGAAGAUGAAUAGGGGAGACAUCGCCAAAACGGCUUUCGCCGUCUGUUGUGGGGAGCUACGUAUCAGCGGAUGA